AUGGCUAAUAGUCAAACAACACAGCUUGUGAUCGCAAUCAUCAUCACAAUUAUCUGUCCUUUCGCAGGUACUUUCAUCGUCGCUGGUUGUGGCCCAGAUGGAUUCAUUACUCUUGUACUCUGUCUCUGCGGAUAUCUUCCUGGCAUCAUUCAUGCCCUUUACGUCGUUAUCACUUGGAACAAACGAGCCGAGGCGCGUGGGAAAGGCAUAAAGCAUGAAAAGGAAGCUCCUAUAAUCUUCAGUGAAAGAGUCCAGAUGGGUCUGCCCAUGAGCUGUUGCGAUACAGAGAGGAAGCCACGCCAAGGUCGACAGCGCAUCACGGACGGGCCACCAGCUACUGCUGCUAUCGCUGAAGUUUGAAUCGGACGGCUGGAGCAAGAUUGUCUAGACGAGAGUUUUGCUGAGGAGUUGAGGAGGACUGGAAGUAGCAUUAUUGCGAAGAGUUUACAGGUCAUGCAUCGGGGUUUUGUAUUGCAAGCAGUGUUAAUA
Molecule: messenger RNA, 489 nt
Organism: Mollisia scopiformis
Lineage: Eukaryota; Fungi; Ascomycota; Leotiomycetes; Helotiales; Mollisiaceae
Exons: 3
Coding region: 1-360 (119 amino acids)
Cellular component (GO): membrane
Source: RefSeq, a predicted model, not a curated record